CUCGGCCAGACGCCAAGCCGAACGGCGUUGCUGCGUGGAAGCCUUCCACGGUUCCACGGUUCCGCCUCUCCUCAUCCCCCUUCUCCGCAGCGCCCAACCACCACCACCGCCGGAGGCCGAAGCCGCGUGGAGGGGGAGGCCGAGUCCAGAUCGGAGCUGAGCCGUCCGCCCGCCCGCCCGCGCGCCCGCCGUGGGAUGCCGUUGCGGUCCCCGGAGGUGAGGUAGCUCGACGCCUUUUUCGUAUUCUAGGCCGGGGGUAUUGAGGCGAUGGCGGAGGAUGGCGAGGAGAAGCUGCUCGCGACGGUGCAGCACAUCGUGCAGACGCUGGGGAGCAGCGACACCAUGACGGAGGACAUCCUCAGGGUCUUCUCCAACUACGACGGCCGCCUCUCGCUCGACAAGCUCUACGCCGCGCGGACCGCGGCUGCGUCUGCGGCUGCUGGCGGCGGCGGAGUAGUAGGAGGGGGAGGAGGAGGGGAGCACUCGAUGCCGGAGUCGCCGACGCUGCCGCCUCCGCCAGCUGCGGCGGUGUCGGCGGCCGCGGGGAGGCCGCCGCCGGUGACGUCGAUGGAGCGGACCGUGCGCACCCUCGACCGCCAGAUCUCGCAGUUCGUGGCGAUGGACGGGCUGAUUUGGGCGGACUCCGCCGACGCCGACGCGUUCCUUGAGGCGGUCGACGACCUCAUCGGCACCGUGCAGGAGCUGGAAGCUGCGGGGACCAACCGCGGCCUGUUCGACCGCGCGGAAGAGCUGCUCAGCAGGUGCAUGCUGCGGCUGGAGGAUGAGUUCCGGGCGCUCAUCGAGCGCCCCGAUGACGCGGCCCCCACGGCGCCCGGCGGGUUCCGGUCGGACGGGAGCGACGACGACGAGGAUUUCGGAGGCGGGGACGGCUACGGCGACGAGCCUAUCCCAAUCGCCAAGCCGGUGACGGACUACGAUGUGGUGAUCGACGCGCUCUCGCCGGGGUCGGUGGCGAACGUGCAUCAGAUCGCACGGAGGAUGGUGGACGCGGGCUUCGGGCGAGAGUGCGCCGAGGUCUACGCUGCCGCGCGCCGUGGCUUUGUCGACGAGAGCGUUGCUCGCCUCGGCGUCCGCCCACGAACGGUUGAAGAGGUCCAUGCCUCCACCUGGGAGGAGCUCGAAUUCGACAUCGCCCGGUGGAUCCCUGCCUUCAACAUGGUGUUCCGUAUCCUGAUUCCCAGCGAGCGUCGGCUUUGUGACCGCGUCUUUGACGGCCUCGCCCCAUUUGGCGACCUCGCCUUUGUCGCUGCGGUGCGCACUCAGGCCGUACAGCUCAUAUCAUUCGCCGACGCUAUCUCUUCGUCCAGCCGUGCUCCUGAACGCCUCUUCCGAGUGGUGGACAUGUACGAGGCUGUGCGGGACCUUCUACCUGACCUUGACCCGGUGUUUGCUGAUCCCUAUUCUGCAGCGCUCCGUGCAGAGGUCACAGCAGUAUGCAACACUCUCGGUUCUUCAAUCAAAGGCAUAUUCAUGGAGUUGGAAAAUCUCAUCCGCCGCGAUCCCGCUCGUGUUGCAGCCCAAGGCGGUGGCAUACACCCCAUCACUCGGUAUGUCAUGAACUAUCUCCGUGCUGCUUGCGGGUCACGACAGACAUUGGAAGAGGUGAUGGAAGGUGACUUUGGCGCUGUUGGUGGAGUGGCUAUUGCAGUUGACCCUGAUCGUCCCACCUCAUCGCUUGCUGUGCACAUAGCAUGGAUCAUGGAUGUCUUGCACAAGAAUUUAGAUAUAAAGUCGAAGAUAUACCGAGAUCCACCACUUGCUUGUAUCUUCUUGAUGAACAAUGGCAAGUACAUCAUUCAGAAGGUGAAUGAUAGUGAACUAGGCGUUUUACUUGGUGACGAGUGGAUCAAACAAAUGACAAACAGAGUGCGGCGUUGGAGCAUGGAUUACCAGCGGGUAACAUGGGGCAAGGUCACGACUGUAUUGCAGAUUGGUGGUCCUGGAGUAGGUGCACUCCCUGCCAAGGCAAUGAUGCAAAAACUCCGGAUGUUUAAUACCUACUUUCAGGAGAUCUAUGAAGCACAAUCAGAGUGGGUGAUAGCAGAUGAACAGCUGCGGGUGGAUGUUAGGGCAGCAGUGGCGGAAGCUGUAAUGCCAGUAUAUUCAGCCUUGAUUUCUAGAUUGAAAUCGUCCCCUGAAACCAGGCAUGACUUGUACAUCAAAUACACGCCGGAAGAUGUUGAGGCAUGCAUCCAGCACUUGUUUGAAGGAACAGCUAAGUGAUGUGUUAUUCAAUAAGCUGUGGUGCUGGUGUGCUGCACCUUGCAGCUUCUACUAUGGGGUCUGCAGGUUUCUUUCAUGGAUCCUGGUGAAUAUCCAAGUCUCAUUAUUGUCAAUUUUCAUAGCUCAACCUUGCAGCUUGUAUUGCUUGUAGUUUGGCCUCCAUGAAGAAAUCACGAGGUAAGAAAAUGGUGUACAACUGUAGAUGACUGCUGCAAGUGUAUCAGUAUCUGUGCCAAGUAGUAAGGUGAUUAUUUUGUAACAAUAUCAGGAUUUUUUUUUCUUUUGUUUCAACUAUUCCAGGUUAACCCUAAGUGUUUGUGUGUGACUUUCCGUAUUUACU
Oryza brachyantha (malo sina) is the source of this 2584-nucleotide messenger RNA. Its product is annotated as exocyst complex component EXO70B1. Bases 268 to 2244 code for a protein of 658 amino acids. The record is from RefSeq and is a predicted model, not a curated record. The transcript has a single exon. Gene Ontology annotation, cellular component: exocyst. Lineage: Eukaryota; Viridiplantae; Streptophyta; Magnoliopsida; Poales; Poaceae. Gene Ontology annotation, molecular function: phosphatidylinositol-4,5-bisphosphate binding. Gene Ontology annotation, biological process: exocytosis.